This is a messenger RNA of Prunus armeniaca (apricot), 231 nucleotides long. Lineage: Eukaryota; Viridiplantae; Streptophyta; Magnoliopsida; Rosales; Rosaceae. The record is from the annotation of a GenBank genome assembly.
AUGGACGUGCUAGAAGUCAGCGGCAGAUGGGAAGGGGAGGUUAGCGACGGUCCGCUCGUUUCUCUCACCUACUACGAUGAGAAUGACAUCUGCAAGAAGCUCGAUCUCGGCUUGGACAUGACCAAGGUUCAGCAAGCUUUGAACAUCCCUAUCAGGUUCCUUGAAAGGAAGUUGGUGGUCUGCCCCCUGCCGAAGACGUUGGAGGAUGGAAGCUAUAGGGCUCGGACCUAG